AUGCUCUGCAUAGAAUGCGGGCAUCAAAACAUACCAAACCUAUACUCGCGAUACAAAAGCGAAUACAUCCGCCUCACGACAUGUCCGCGAUGUAACCGCGUAAGCGACAAGUACAUCGAAUACGACGCCGUGAUCUUGUUCAUCGACAUCUUGCUCCUUAAACGCGGGGCAUAUCGACACUUGGCGUACAACAUCAACGAAACACAGAUCAAGCACGCGAGCAAGAGCAAGAGCGACGCCAGAUUCCAUGAUCGAUAUCGCCAUUUGAUCAAAGGUGCCGUCUUGAUCAUCUUGCUUGAUGUAUAUUUGAUCUGGGCCACGUAUGAGAACCUGCCGUCUGCGAUGAAGCGCGAUAUCGAGCCGGUGUUGAGUUUGAGCCUAGCGUGUCAAUAUGGGUUUUUCAUCUCACAGACGGUGUUGCGACACGUGGUCUUCAAUGUUGUGAUUCAGCUCGUGUUGCGAUAUGGGAUGGAGUUUGGCAAGAGGGAACAGAAUGAGCAGAUUGAGCCGAGAUAUAGAUGUGGGUUCACGACGGCGGUGUUGCUUACCACGAUCAUGGCUUCUAGCUCGGUCAAGUUGUUUCGUAUUCUCACUUUGAUUUGGCCCUACCAGAUGUCGAUGCUGUUGGUGUUUGGGUUGAUAAGCGUGGUCACCACCAUCGAGGCCCUUCAUCUAGUGACUAGCUUCAAUUACUUGUCACUAACUCUUACAGUGUUGGCUUCUUUGUUUCUACAAGAGCUACUAACAGAUUCAUUUAAUAAGUUUGCAGUGAAUUUGCUCAUGCUAUAA
This is a messenger RNA of Lodderomyces beijingensis, 789 nucleotides long. NCBI's taxonomy places the organism in Eukaryota, Fungi, Ascomycota, Pichiomycetes, Serinales, Debaryomycetaceae. The record is from the annotation of a GenBank genome assembly.